Molecule: messenger RNA, 3397 nt
Organism: Rhododendron vialii
Lineage: Eukaryota; Viridiplantae; Streptophyta; Magnoliopsida; Ericales; Ericaceae
Product: chaperone protein ClpB4, mitochondrial-like
Exons: 10
Coding region: 219-3161 (980 amino acids)
Biological process (GO): cellular response to heat; protein refolding
Cellular component (GO): cytoplasm
Molecular function (GO): ATP binding; ATP hydrolysis activity
Source: RefSeq, a predicted model, not a curated record
UAAGUGAAAUUUACCCAAAAAAAAACAGAGGGAAAGAGAAUACCAGAAGAGAACUUCCGCACAGCUUCUACAAACUUCCUUCUUUUUCGUCUUCCCCAAGCUUCCUCUCUCUUCUUCAGAAACCUCCCAAAAAUACUCGCAAACAACAAAACAAUCAUAAACCAUUCCAUCGAACCACCAAAACCCACCCUGAUUGAUUGUACCUCCGACGCCGUACAAUGGCGACCACCAAAACCUCCUCCGCCGCGAGGCUCACAAGGUCCGCUCUCGCUGCCCUCAAGGCCUCCUCCUCCUCUUCCUCCUCUCUCUCUAAAUCUCGACCCGAACUCUCUCGCACUGCCGAAAUAUGUUCAUCGCGGGCCCGAACAGCACGGAAUGGCGGUGGUGUUGCGAAAGCGUCGUCAUUCAAUGACGCCGUUGUUAGCAGAGGCUUCACUCGUCAGUUCCUCGCUCCUUCUCGGUCUUACUCCACAGUUGCGAGCUCUAACCAGAUUAAUAACUCGGAGUUCACUGAAAUGGCGUGGGAGGGAGUUGUUGGUUCUGUGGAAGCAGCACAAAAUAGCAAGCAUCAAGUAGUGGAGUCUGAGCAUUUAAUGAAAGCUCUUUUAGAGCAGAAGGAUGGUUUGGCUAGAAGAAUUUUCACAAAGGCUGGUCUUGACAACACAUCAGUUCUGCAAGCUACAGAUGAUUUCAUAUCCCAACGACCAAAGGUGGUUGGUGAUACUAGUGGCCCUAUAUUGGGCUCAAAUCUGACCUCUCUCUUGGAGAAUGCUAGAAAACAUAAGAAAGAAAUGGGAGAUGCCUUUGUGUCUGUGGAGCAUUUAGUGUUAGCAUUCCUUUCAGACAACAGGUUUGGCGUGCGAUUAUUCAGAAACCUGAAGCUAAGUGAGAAGGAUUUGAAGGAUGCUGUUCAAGCUGUUCGUGGCAGUCAGAGAGUAACGGAUCAAAAUCCCGAAGGAAAAUAUCAAGCACUAGAGAAAUAUGGGACUGAUUUGACCGAGCUUGCUAGGCGUGGGAAACUUGAUCCAGUUAUAGGUCGUGAUGAUGAAAUAAGGCGAUGCAUCCAAAUAUUAUCUCGAAGAACAAAGAAUAAUCCUGUUAUUAUUGGUGAGCCUGGUGUUGGGAAAACUGCAAUUGCAGAAGGGUUAGCUCAAAGAAUUGUCCAUGGGGAUGUUCCUGAAACUUUAAUUAAUCCGAGGUUGAUCUCUCUGGACAUGGGAGCAUUAGUUGCUGGUGCUAAGUACCGAGGAGAUUUUGAGGAAAGACUAAAAGCAGUCUUGAAGGAGGUCACUUCUUCAAAUGGGCAGAUUAUUUUGUUCAUUGAUGAGAUUCAUACAGUUGUUGGUGCCGGGGCAAUGAGUGGAGCAAUGGAUGCUGGAAAUUUGUUAAAACCGAUGCUUGGUCGAGGUGAGCUCCGAUGUAUAGGAGCAACCACUUUGACUGAAUAUAGAAAAUACAUUGAGAAGGAUCCAGCUCUGGAACGUAGAUUUCAACAAGUUUUUGUUGAUCAGCCAUCUGUAGAAGAUACUAUAUCUAUUCUCCGUGGAUUGCGAGAACGGUACGAGUUGCAUCAUGGGGUAAAAAUAUCAGAUAGUGCCCUUGUGGCAGCAGCGGUCCUUGCUGAUCGAUACAUAACAGAUCGGUUUUUGCCUGAUAAAGCCAUUGAUCUCGUUGACGAAGCUGCUGCGAAGCUAAAAAUGGAAAUGACUUCUAAGCCUACAGAGUUAGAUGAAGUAGAUAGGGCUAUUCUAAGGCUAGAGAUGGAGAAACUCUCUCUGCAAAAUGACACUGAUAAAGCAUCACAAGAGAGAUUAGCAAAGCUGGAACACGAGCUUGAGGUGCUUAAACAGAAACAGAAAGAGUUGACUGAGCAAUGGGAACGUGAGAAAGCUCUCAUGAUGCGAAUACGGUCUAUUAAGGCUGAGAUAGACAGAGUCAAGCUAGAGGCGCAAGCUGCUGAGCGUGAGUAUGACCUAAGUCGUGCUGCUGAGCUCAAAUAUGGUGUUCUAAUGUCCCUUCAGCGUCAACUAGAAGAAGCUGAAAAAGCCCUUGCUGAAUAUCGGAAGUCCGGAAAGUCUAUGCUUCGAGAAGAAGUUACAGAUCUUGAUAUUGCUGAAAUUGUAAGCAAAUGGACUGGCAUACCAUUACAACACCUCCAGCAGUCAGAGAGGGAGAAGCUGGUCAAUCUAGAGAAGGUUCUCCACGAGAGGGUAGUUGGUCAAGAUAUGGCAGUCAAAUCAGUGGCGGAUGCGAUUCGCCGCAAUAGAGCUGGAUUAUCCGAUCCGAAUCGUCCAAUUGCGAGCUUCAUGUUCAUGGGACCCACUGGUGUUGGUAAAACGGAGCUUGCAAAGGCCUUAGCUGGAUACCUCUUUAACACAGAAAAGGCUCUCGUGAGGAUCGAUAUGAGUGAGUAUAUGGAAAAACAUGCGGUCUCUCGCUUGGUGGGGGCCCCACCUGGAUACGUUGGUUAUGAAGAAGGUGGACAGCUCACUGAAGCGGUUCGCCGGCGGCCUUAUUCUGUUGUGCUGUUUGAUGAAAUGGAGAAAGCACAUCCUGAUGUCUUCAAUAUUCUGUUACAAUUGUUGGACGAUGGGAGGAUAACCGACUCCCAAGGCAGGCAUGUUAGUUUCACCAAUUGUGUUGUUAUAAUGACGUCGAAUAUUGGGUCCCAAGUCAUCAUUGAAACUCUUAGUAGCGCACCUGACAAGGAUGAGGUGGUUUAUGAGGUGAUGAAGAAACAGGUUAUUGAGCUGGCUAGGCAAACUUUCCGGCCAGAGUUCAUGAAUCGGAUCGAUGAGUAUAUCGUUUUCAAACCUUUGGACUCUGAACAAAUCUGCAAAAUUGUUGAGAUCCAGAUGAAUCGGGUGAAAGAGAGGCUCAAACAAAAGAAUUUUGAGCAUUACUACACCAAGGAAGCGGUUGAACUUCUUGGGAAGUUGGGUUUUGAUCCCAACUUUGGAGCAAGGCCAGUGAAGAGAGUGAUACAACAACUGGUUGAGAAUCAAAUUUCUAUGGGACUCUUAAGAGGAGAUUUCAAGGAAGAGGACUCUAUCAUAGUUGAUGCUGACUUAAAGGCGAAAGACAUUCCUCCCCAUAAACGGUUGAUUAUCAAGAAACUGGAGACUCUUCCCGCCAAGGAUGCUAUGGUUGCUAAUGACUAGUACUGAAUGCGAGAAUUGUAAAUAAUGUCAGGUAAGAGCUAGGUUUUGGUCUUUUUCAUGUUAUGAAAGGUUUUUUGUGUGUAAUUUGGGAGGAUUGUUAUUAGUCACUUUUUUAUUACCCUCUCUCCUGUUGAUAUUUUGUUUUGGUUAAUCUGAUUUUAACUUUGAAGCAGUUCUGGAGUUUCUGUUGAAGCACUUUUUGUUCGACUCUGAAAUGGUGCUAGAAAAAUUGUGUA